UUCCAUUAUAAGAAGUCCCUCCCCCCCAAUACCGCCUUCGCAGUCCAAGCAAGGGAAAAUAAUUUGCAGCAGCAACAACUUCAAGAGGUGUGUGUUAGUGCUUGUGCUUCUGAUAAAAAAACUCUCUCUCUCUCUCUCUCUCUCUCUCUCUCUCUCUCUCUCUCUCUCUCGGCAAUACCAGCAAAGUUCAGAAGUGGGUCUCUACGCGCUCGCACAAAACAAAACAUGAAGACGAUGAUGAACAGUACUACUUCAUCACCAUCAGCAGCAGUGGGAGACUCCAAGAGAUCGAAAGCAUCUUGCCAGAGACUCGGAGGGUACUUGAAAGAACAAAAGAGCAGGGUCUACAUCAUCCGACGAUGCGUCGUCAUGCUCCUCUGUUGGCACGACUAAACUCAAACCCCUCUCUCUCUCUCUCUCUCUCUCUCUCUCUCUCUCUCUCUCUCUCUCUCUCUCAUUCGAGGUUUCUAUGUCGAAGCCAAAUUAGCCCAUCUUAGCUAAGCUCCGAUCUCGUUCUUGCAACUGUAAAUAGCGAGACGAGGAAUGUUAGACUGCUGUUGCUUUUUAUUAGGUUUUGUUAUCUGAUGGGAAAUUCUUUGUACGAAGAGCUUAACAUUUGUAGGUUUCACAGUAACUCAGAAGAGGAACAGCCCUUUAAUCAUA
This is a messenger RNA of Syzygium oleosum, 663 nucleotides long. Its product is annotated as small polypeptide DEVIL 3. Gene Ontology annotation, biological process: negative regulation of cell population proliferation. The transcript has a single exon. Bases 226 to 393 code for a protein of 55 amino acids. The record is from RefSeq and is a predicted model, not a curated record. NCBI's taxonomy places the organism in Eukaryota, Viridiplantae, Streptophyta, Magnoliopsida, Myrtales, Myrtaceae.